Molecule: messenger RNA, 1878 nt
Organism: Rhagoletis zephyria (snowberry fruit fly)
Lineage: Eukaryota; Metazoa; Arthropoda; Insecta; Diptera; Tephritidae
Product: zinc finger protein 62-like
Biological process (GO): regulation of transcription by RNA polymerase II
Cellular component (GO): nucleus
Molecular function (GO): DNA-binding transcription factor activity, RNA polymerase II-specific; RNA polymerase II cis-regulatory region sequence-specific DNA binding
Source: RefSeq, a predicted model, not a curated record
AUCAAAUGAUUAAUCGCUGCCAUACCUACGCAUUUGUAUUUUGGUUUGUCUUGUAAUAAAAAUUCGGUUAAGGACACAAUAAGUAUGGCGGCAGCGAUACAGCAAAGACAGCAUUGUGGGGAAGUUUUUAUAACGAAUAACUACCUCAUGAUGGUGGAGUGCAAGUUUUGUUGUGAGCAAUUCACCGCUUAUGACAAGUUCUUGAACCAUAUCUUCAAUCAACAUUUCGAUGAUGUUGAUAAAUUUAAUGGAAAUGUAGAUGAAUCGACGGAAUAUGAUGACGAAAAUAUCCUAAACACGUUGGAUACAGGUGAAUAUGAUAUGAAGUUUAUUGGCAUGUUGACGGGAUGUAAUGAGGCCCUGAAAACAAAUGACAUAAACGAGAGUAAACAUUCUGCUGAAGUUAGCCUGCCCGAAGACAAAGAGAAGUUAGAUGGUAGCUAUGUGUCCACAGAAAUAACUCUGUGUCCAUCUAAAAUAAACAACAAAAACGGUACUAGUCAGACAAAGGGAAAUACACACCCUAUGAAAAAUCCUGGUAAGGAUCCCAUAAGCUCCAAGUAUCGACCAGUUGCUAUUAAAUAUCGUACGUUUCCUGAAGGAGAAGAUAGAAAAUUUAAGUGCAGGAUAUGUGGCUAUGCAUUUGCACAAAUGCACAUUUUGCGCAGUCAUGAAAAACGGCAUUCCACAAGCAAACCUUUUCCCUGUACGAAAUGCAAUAAACGAUUUUUCACACGCACUGAAUUGGAUACACAUAUUAGAUGGCACACCGGUGAGCGGCCGUUUGUGUGCACCUAUUGCGGGAGCGGUUUCAUAACUAAUGGUGCGUUAAAUAUUCAUGAAAAACGUCAUCAGGAUAAACGAAAUUACAAGUGUGAUGAAUGUGGAAAACGCUUUUUUGAUGGUUACCAAUUGCGUACACAUGCUGUGGUACAUACGCGGGAACGUAAUUACAAGUGCGAACAGUGCGAAGCCACAUUUACCAGGGUCAAAUCACUGCGAAAUCAUAUGAAGUUGCAUGAAAAUGCUUUACGGUACGAAUGCAACAUUUGUAAUAUGCGCUUUAAUCAGAAACCUUCCUUAAUAUGGCAUGAAAAGAGCAAGCAUGCUAUAAUGCGGGGCGGAACCAAUGGAGCAAGUAAGGUUCCGGACGCGGGAAUAUAUACGGAAGUGGCUAAUAUCUCCGAGACAGAGGACGAAAGUAAGCGUUGCGAUUUAGAAUUUGAAGACGCCGAUGCGAAUACGAUAACGACGGUAGAGGCACUCUAGGAGACAGAAAGUGACACGGUGGUGGAAUUUCCUUCGAAAUAGCGUGACCGAAAAGGUGUUAUUGGUAAGAAUACCACAUAUACACAUAUGUAUGUAGGACAUUAAGCUGGGUCUAUCUAGAGAUCGACGCCCGAAAUUGCUUUCGAAGUACAACAAUGGGUCUAUAUUAUGAUAUAUUGCGCCGCUUUAAUGAAAAUAUAUGUAUAUAUACAUACAUAUGUCAAUUUGGAAACAAAUUCUUAUCGAAAUAUAAUGUACAUAUGUACAUACAUACAUAUAUAGAUAUGCGCCAAGAAAGGAUAAGACGAAGCCGUAUGUAUAAUUUAAUUCGUGUAUGUGUUUACUUGGAUAUUUUAGUUCAUAAAUAUAUUAACUUGAAUUCAUUAUUCGUUCUACAUAUGUAUGCAUUUGAGAAAAUAUGUAUGUAUGCUCAAUGCUAAAUAUUCUAGAACAUAUUCUCAAAAUUGCAAUAUACUAUGUAUGUUUAUGUACAUAUAUACAUAUGUAUAUACCUGCAUAUAAUAUGAUAUCUUUGCAGCUUUGAAUAUGUAUAUUUAAUAUCCUCAAUAAUAAAAAAUUCUUCCAAAUUUGGAACUUGAAGAUCCUUCA